AUGGAUACCACCAUGGAGGACGUCGGCCGCGUUCCCACUGACCUGCCCCCCAUGCCUGCCUCGGAGCCCGCGACGAUUGGCACCCUCGACGGCUGGAUCGAGAGCUUGAUGACCUGCAAGCAGCUGGCUGAGGCAGAUGUACAGAGACUUUGCGAGAAGGCGCGAGAAGUUCUGCAGGAGGAGUCCAACGUACAGCCAGUGAAAUGCCCCGUAACAGUUUGCGGCGACAUCCACGGCCAAUUCCACGACUUGAUGGAGCUGUUCAAGAUCGGCGGCCCCAACCCCGAUACCAACUACCUCUUCAUGGGUGACUACGUUGACCGAGGCUACUACUCGGUAGAGACGGUCACGCUCCUCGUGGCGCUCAAGAUCCGCUACCCACAACGCAUCACCAUCCUGCGCGGCAACCACGAGUCGCGCCAGAUCACACAAGUCUACGGCUUCUACGAUGAAUGCCUGCGCAAAUACGGUAACGCCAACGUGUGGAAGUACUUCACCGACCUGUUCGACUACCUGCCUCUGACGGCCCUCAUCGACAACCAGAUCUUCUGCCUGCACGGCGGUCUGUCCCCCAGUAUCGACACGCUCGACAACAUCCGCGCUCUUGAUCGUAUCCAGGAAGUGCCGCACGAGGGUCCCAUGUGUGACUUGCUCUGGUCUGACCCCGAUGAUCGUUGCGGUUGGGGAAUAUCCCCCCGUGGUGCAGGAUACACUUUUGGCCAGGACAUCUCCGAGGCGUUCAACCAUAACAACGGCUUGACGCUGAUCGCGAGAGCCCAUCAAUUGGUCAUGGAGGGUUACAACUGGUCGCAGGACAGAAACGUCGUCACCAUCUUCUCAGCACCGAAUUACUGCUACAGAUGUGGUAACCAAGCUGCCAUUAUGGAGAUCGACGAGCACUUGAAGUACACCUUCUUGCAAUUUGAUCCAUGCCCACGUGCUGGUGAGCCCAUGGUCUCUAGACGUACACCGGACUACUUUCUGUAG
Molecule: messenger RNA, 987 nt
Organism: Pseudomassariella vexata
Lineage: Eukaryota; Fungi; Ascomycota; Sordariomycetes; Amphisphaeriales; Pseudomassariaceae
Product: serine/threonine-protein phosphatase PP2A catalytic subunit
Exons: 7
Coding region: 1-987 (328 amino acids)
Biological process (GO): peptidyl-serine dephosphorylation; mitotic cell cycle
Cellular component (GO): cytosol
Molecular function (GO): protein serine/threonine phosphatase activity
Source: RefSeq, a predicted model, not a curated record